Messenger RNA from Oncorhynchus mykiss (rainbow trout), 3576 nucleotides. RefSeq names its product guanine nucleotide-binding protein subunit alpha-14. NCBI's taxonomy places the organism in Eukaryota, Metazoa, Chordata, Actinopteri, Salmoniformes, Salmonidae. Gene Ontology annotation, molecular function: G protein-coupled receptor binding; G-protein beta/gamma-subunit complex binding; guanyl nucleotide binding. Gene Ontology annotation, cellular component: cytoplasm; heterotrimeric G-protein complex. The record is from RefSeq and is a predicted model, not a curated record. Gene Ontology annotation, biological process: phospholipase C-activating dopamine receptor signaling pathway; adenylate cyclase-modulating G protein-coupled receptor signaling pathway.
CUAUGUCUAUUGACACUUGUGAGUUAUGAAAUAUUCGUUUGGUAUAGCAAAAAUAUGAGUAACUUACUCCACAAGUCUGAAAGGAUGUUUAUACAUCCCUGACAGAUGAGGAAGGGACUUUUUCCAUUCACUUCAUACAUUUAACAUUCUCAUGGGACUGUGGCAGACUGAGUGAGGGAUGAACCUCAGUCGAAACUUUAUCUGCAGUGAGGUAGUCCAUGUCACUCAAGGCGCAUUCCAUUGACUGAGAGGUGUUUUCACCAAGCUACAUACCCUGCAUAUUCUACCGAACACGUACUGUAGUAGACUUAAACAAGGAUCUGCUUAUGUUUGAGACAAACUGUUAUUGAAACUGGGAAAUACUCUGCUGUGCUUCAACGAAACUUUCAUACAGUUAAACAAAAUAUUAUAGGAACACGGGGAGAAUGGAUCACGCGCAACGAAAGUCUGAUGAAUUUGCUUUACAAGAGGUGUGACACAUUGAAGUGAGUUCGACAUGGCAUGCUGGAAAUGGUGCCGUCGGACCUGGGUUUGUUGCCUGGACGAUGAAGAGAGGAGGAGCAUUGCUAUUGACAAGGAGAUUCAGAAGAUUCUCCGACAGCAGAAGAACAGAGAACGCAAAGAAAUCAAAGUUCUUUUACUCGGCACAGGGGAGAGUGGGAAAACCACCUUCAUCCGACAGAUGAGGAUCAUCCAUGGAAGAGGCUUCUCUGAGGAGGAAAGACAGGACUUUGCCAAGCUCAUCUACCAGAACAUCUUCACGGCUGUGAAAGCUAUGACCCGGGCCAUGAUCACCCUCAGACUGCCCUAUGCCUACCCAGAGAAUGAGAUGUAUGCCAGGUGGGUGCAGGAUGUGGACACAGUGCAGGUCAUCCAGCUGGACCGUGGCUUUGUGGACGCUAUCCGCCAUCUAUGGGCCGACCCAGGCCUCCGGGUCUGCUACAGCCGCCGCAGCGAGUAUCAGUUGCUGGACUCCACAGAGUAUUACAUGACCAAUCUGGACCGCAUAUCUGCCCCAGACUACAUCCCCACUGCUCAGGACGUGCUGCGGGUACGAUUCCCCACCACUGGCAUCCAUGACUACUCCUUCACCGUAAAGACCAUCACACUCAGGAUUGUGGAUGUGGGUGGACAGAAGUCAGAGAGGAGAAAGUGGAUCCAUUGUUUUCAGGAUGUGACGUCCCUCAUUUUCCUGGCUUCCCUCAGCGAGUACGACCAGGUCCUGGAGGAGAGAGAGACUGAUCAGAAGCGUAUGGAUGAGAGCUUGGCUUUGUUCUACACCACCAUCCACUCCCCCUGGUUCCUCAACACCUCCAUCAUCCUCUUUCUCAACAAGACAGAUAUCCUGGCUGACAAGAUCCAGGCAUCCGACCUGCAGAAGUACUUCCCAGGGUUCACAGGAAAGCGACGUGACGCUCAGGAUGCUAUGAAGUACAUCCAGAAGAUGUAUGAGCAGCAGGCUCACAGCCGGGACAAGAAGGAAGAUAGCAAGACGCUGUACCCCCACUUCACCUGCGCCACCGACACCAACAACAUCCGCAAAGUGUUCAGUGACGUCAAGGACACGGUGCUCCUCAAGUCUCUCAUGGAGUUUGGGGUGAUCUGAGGGCCUGGGGACCCACCUACCUAUGGGGCCACACUCAACCAACAACCACUCAGGGCAGAAGAGGCUCUCCCUCAGUCCCUCCCUUGCUCAGUUUUCUCCUCUCUCAAUCUCAGCUCCAAUGGGGAUGCUCUCGGGCCAAACCUUCUUAUUGCAGGAAGGAAUCUCUACCUGGAGAGCAGAACAGAAUGGAGGGACUCCUAUGACUCCUGUAUCACUAACCUGUUUUACACACACAUACACACACACACACACACACACUCUGGUUGUCAUUUUAUAAUGUUGUGUGUAAGGGCGUGGAGAUGUAGUGGCUCUACUAGUGGUUGAAACUGGACUAGAGAUGUCAUGAAGUGCUGUGUCUCCAUUAUGUGAGUGAUGACUUUAGCUGGUGGAGAUGAGAACUCUAUAUCCCUACCACAACCCUGUUGAUAGAAAAUGCCUCUAGAGAUCACUACAAAAGAUUCAACUCUAUCUGUGUGUUGAAUUAACACUACUGUACACAUGCGUUGUAGCCAUUACAUAACCAGUUCACACCUAUGAGAAGUAGCCACCAAUGAAGGCUUGUGUCACAUUUUGUGUUUGGUUGGUCUUUUAAUUGGUUUGCUUGGUUGACACCUGUAUAUGUUGUCGCUGGGUCUCAGGUGUGAGAUGUGAGAUGUGAUGCAGGCGAGAAAUGUGGGAUUUGAGGCGUUUACUACAGCUGUGAUCGAUAAGGUGUCAGAAAUCACUUGAUGUCAUAACGGGUUCCCCUGAUACAGUGUGUUAUGGAAUGCAAUGCUGUUUGGUUUUUGGUGGAUACUUUUGUUUAGUCUCUUCCCCUAAUGUGCCUGCCUUACGACCAGUCACUCACUAACUCACCUGCUAUACAUUGAGUUCAUAUGGGAACAACAACGCCGGUGAAUGUAUACAUUAACCAACAAAUGAGAGUGCUUAAGAGCAGCAGCCAAGUACAGGGUUAUUACUAGCUGGCAGGCAUGCUGAUGCUAAAGCUGAAAUGUAAUAAAAUAUCUCAUUAAAUUCCUAGGACCCUGUUAGGACUGCUAUUAGGUGGCUCAGAGAGGCCAGUUAAGAGGAACGCCUGGCAUCGCGGGUGGUUCAAGUCUUGCCACUGUCUGAUAGCUCUAAAAAUCAACAUGCAGUUCUGAUGUGAAUGGUUGUAGGCUUUAGGCUACGGUAGGGCUUUGAUUUGAGCAGUGGAGUUUUUUGUGCUUCGCUGCAGAGUGGCAUGAAAGGUUACACAGCAAACAAGGAUUUAAUCAUUGUGUCAAGACUAUAAACAACAACUCAUUAUUCAUAGUUGGCUUGCCCUUUUACUCUGGUCCCCUAUCAAUAUUUAUGUUCAGUCAAUAUUUAGUUUAGCAGGCUCAGGCUGUGCUCAACUUGUUUCAUGUUCAGUAGCAUUUUAUAUUAGAUUCUAUAUUGGUGUAAUUUAAGCGAUAUGGCCUCUAUAAAUAUGAGUGAGUGGAGCAGGAUGGAGUCUGUCAGAUAAUACAGGCGAUAAUAUUUUUGACCUGUGUGCGUCACUAAAGCAGAGGAUGAGUGUGUCAGUGGAAAAGGACUUCAAAGACAGAUUAAAACCUCUUCCAUUAAAUUGAAGUCAGUAAUAACAAAUUGCAGGCAUAGAUCAUACAAUAUGCAUCGAAUUUAUUCAGGUUUGAGAAGAUUGCUUUGCUGCAGUGUGAAGAAUGCGUUGUUGUUUUUUACUCAAAAACAUUUUUGGUAAAGGACUUGGGUCUGAAUGUGCAUCUAAAUGUAUAGCUAUAUUUCCUUGUAGAACUGAACAUAGGCUCUGAUGAAUUAUUAAUUGUAUUCAGCUUAUUGUUAUAUUAGACCACCUCAUUAACAGCUAGUGUGACAGGUGAUGCACUGUAUAUAUUACAGACUAACAACUCUUAUUUGGUGCAAAUAUUUUGUAUAGAUUUGGGAAGAAAUUGGGGAAAUAUUUUCUAAUUAAAGUUGUGUUUUGAAAAAGA